AUGUCAAGACUAGAAAGAUUGGUAGUACUAUUGGAAACAGGUUCAACCCCCUUCAUAAGAAACACAGCUGCAGAUCAAUUAUCUGAUCUUGCCAAGGGUCAUCCUGAAGAAAUCAUAAGUUUGGUAGGAAGAGUAUACCCGUUUUUAAAAUCAUCCAAAUGGGAAACUAGAAUUUCAGCUGCUAGAGCUUUUGGUGGUAUCAUUAAUCAUGCUGAAUUAUGGGAUCCAAAUUCUGAACAAUCUAUAAAGAGAGAAUUGGAUGAAGAAAUCUUUAUUAAGAAAGAAAAAGAACAAGAUAAAUUGAUUGAAGAAAUUAAAAUUAAAUUAGAACAAGAUGAAGAAUUAAAAAAAAUAGAUGAUAAUUUAUCAAGUUUAACUACAUUUGAUUCAUUCGAUUUAGCAGAAAUCUUAAAUAGUGGGAAGAAAUUCUUAGCUUCAAAUUCAGAAGAUUUACCUAAUACAAUAAAUACUUCCAUUGAUGAUUCUGAAAUAGAUCAAUCUUUUAGUACAAAUUCAAUCUUACAUAAAAUUAAAAAGAGAAAAACUAUAAAACCAGAAUUAGAAGAUACUGAUAUGGUAAAAUCUGAGUCUGGUGCCAAUUCAUUAUCUCCUCAUCCUUCUUCGUCAACAUCUAAUACCCCACCUCCACCUUCAGCAUCAACCACAACUCCACAACCAGAAGAAAAGAAACCAAUGUCAAGUGCAAGAUUAAAAGCCAUGCAAAAGAGAAAAGCAAAAGUUCAAGCUAAAUCAGGAGCAGGGAGAAUUCAUACUGUGGAUAUUUCUCAAAGUUCCCUUUCAAGACAAUUAGUUGAAGAUGGGGAAGGUAUCAAUAAUGAUGAUAUGGAUGAUUCCAAUAAUCCUCAAUUCGAUAUCACAUCUCAACAAGGAGGUGAGAAAUUAGUGGUGGAAGCAAGAGCACCUGAAUUAUCUCCCUUAUUAUCCCAACAUAAUAAAGUUGCCGGAAUGAUAUGGCAAUUCCAGGGAGUAUUUGAAUUAUUAUUGGAUGAUCUUUUCGAUGAUAAAUGGGAAAUCAGACAUGGUGCUGCAUUAGGAUUAAGAGAAUUAAUGAAAAAUCAAGCGGGUGGAGCCGGUAGAAUCAUGAAAAAAUCCAAAUCGGAAAAUGAUGCAAAUAAUAGUCGAACUUUAGAAGAUUUGGCGGUAAGAUUAUGUACUCUUUUCGCCUUGGAUAGAUUUGGUGAUUAUGUAUCGGAUACUGUUGUUGCACCAGUAAGAGAAUCAGCAUGUCAAGCUUUAGGGGUAUUACUAAAUCAUUUAACUGAAUCAUUAGUUAUCAAAACUUUCAAUUGUUUAAGUACAUUGGUAUUACAAGAAAGUUCAGGAGUUAAACUUAAAUGUUGGGAAGCUAAACAUGGUGGAAUCUUGGGGUUAAGAUAUCUUGUUUCGGUGAGAAAAGAUGUAUUAAUAAAUUCUCCUCAAUUAUUAGAUGAUGUGGUUGAUAUUGUAUUACAUGGAUUACGAGAAAAUGAUGAUGAUGUUCAAUCAGUUGCAGCAUUAACUUUAACUCCAAUUGCAUCUGAAUUCGUAUCUCAUAAACAAAAUUUAAUUCAUACGUUAUUAAGUGUGCUUUGGGAUAGUUUAAUUAAUCUUCGUGAUGAUCUUUCAGCUUCCAUUGGUUCUAUCAUGGAUUUAUUAUCCAAAUUAUGUGAUCAUCAACAAGUUAUCGAUAUAAUGCAAGAAGAUUCCAUGACUGAAUCCUUUGAAAAAUUAGUUCCUCGAUUAUACCCAUUCUUAAGACAUUCCAUUAGUAAUGUGAGAAAAUCCGUUCUUAAUACCAUAUCUAAAUUCCUUGAUAUUAAAGAUCCAUCCACGAAAACCUGGAUAAAUUCUCAAGCUUUAAGAUUAAUAUUCCAAAAUUUAUUAGUUGAACAAAAUCAAGAAAUUUUACAAUUAUCACUUGUAUUAUAUGAUAAAUUAUUACAUCAACUUGACAUUAAUAAAAGUUCAUUAUCAUCCAUUGAAUCGAUUUUCGAUUAUCAAUCCUUAAUAACGUUAUUAAUGACUCCAAUAGGGUAUUCCAGACAUAAUUAUAAAAUGAAUACCACAUUAAUCAUAAGACCUUCCGGCCAUUCAGUGGGACCGUUACAAGAUGAUACUAAUGGAACUAAAUCAAGUAAAAAGAGAAAACAAGCCGAUUUGCUCCCUCCUAAAAGUGAUAUACCAAUUGAUGAAUUGAAAGUUAAUAUCGAUGCGCCAAUUUAUAAUGGUGAUGUUAUGUUAGUAGGAUAUGAUAAAUUCAUUGCUAUUAAAUGUGCUGCUGCUCAUGCGUUCGGGAAUACGUUGUCAUAUAUUCAAGAUGAAGCUAUUUUAGCUACGAUUUUCAAACAAUUGACUACCUAUUUAAAUUCAAGUCAUUCUACAUCAAGAUUAGUUGCAUCGUUAAUCCUUGAAGAAUUCGCUAAUGAGUUGAAAUCAAGAGAUUUGAAACCUACUAGUAUUAUUGGAGUUGAUGGAUUUAAUGAACCAAUCCUGAAUAUCCUUCAAAAUCCAGAUCAAUUACCUCAUUUCAGAGAAUUAGUACCUACUUUGAAAUCAGUUAGAACUUCAUGUUUACAAUUACUCGACAUAUUCAUCACUAUGGCUAAAGUACCACCUAGUAAAAUCCCUCUUUUACCCGUUAUAGUUCAAGGUGAAAGUGAAGCUGGACCAGUAGCAUUUGGAGUUGAAGUUGCUGAAAAAUUAAUCAAUGAAACUUUUGAAAAAUUGAAGAAAGGAUUAUCAGCCACUUAUAAAAUGACAGCCAAUCAAGCUCUUGAAGAUGCUAAACAUAGAAUUAUAAUCGCUAUUGAUGAAGCUAAAAUCGCUAGAAGUAAUAGAGUAGUAAGUAUUCUUGCCUCAUAUUCAGCUUGUUCUAUUGCAUUAUUUGGUAUCCCUAAGAAAUUGAAUCCGGUGAUUAGAUCAUUGAUGGAUAGUGUUAAAGAAGAAGAAAUUUAUUUAUUACAAAAGAGAUCAGCCAAAGCAGUAUCGAAAUUAAUUGAAGAAUUAAAUAACUCAGGUAAAAAGGGGGCGUCCGAAAAGAUUGUUAAAAAUCUUUGUGCCUUUGUUUGUGUUGAUACUUCUGAAGUUCCAGAAUUCCAUCAUAACGUUUCAUUCAAAGAAAAUAUCUUAUCAUUACGUAAAGAAGAAGCCAAGACUGAUCCAGCCGAUAUCGCUGCGCAUGAACGUUCAGUUCAUAUUGCCAGAGUUAAACGUCAAGGAGCAUUAUUAGCUUUGGAAUUUUUAUUAAAUACUUAUGGUGAUCAAUUAUUUGAAAAAGUUCCUAAAAUUAAAGAAAUCAUGCUUGAACCAUUAAAAUUAUUAGAAACGACAUCCUCGGAUGAAACUAUCAUAUCUGACGAAUUAAAGGGUCAAAGUAUUAUUGAUGCUUUAGGUAUAGUUCGUGCCUUAUUACCAAGAAUGAAUAAAGCCUUACAUGAUGAAAUUAUCGAUACUUUACCAUUACUAUUACCAGGAUUAAAAUCAGAUUAUUCUGUAUUCAGAUAUUCUUCAGCCAAAUGUUUCGCUACUAUUUGUUCAGUAACUCCAACCAAAGCAUUUACAUUCUUAGUUAAAUCAAUCUUACCAAUGUUAAAUAAUGCUUUGGAAAUUAAAGAAAGACAAGGUGCUAUUGAAACUAUUUAUCAUGUUGCGUCUACUAUGGCCCUGGAUAUUUUACCUUAUAUUGUAUUCUUAAUUGUUCCGGUGUUAGGUAGAAUGAGUGAUUCUGAUCAAGAUGUUCGUAUUUUGGCCACUACCACAUUUGCUUCUAUUAUUAAAUUAGUACCAUUAGAAGCCGGUAUUCCAGAUCCAGAAGAUAUGCCAAAGGAAUUAUUACAAGGUAGAGAUAGAGAAAGAGAUUUCAUUCAACAAAUGAUGGAUCCUAGUAAAAUUAAAUCAUUUGAUCUACCAGUUACAAUCAGAGCCACGUUACGUAAAUAUCAACAAGAAGGGGUUAAUUGGUUAGCAUUUUUAAAUAAAUAUCAUUUACAUGGUAUAUUAUGUGAUGAUAUGGGAUUAGGUAAAACUUUACAGACUAUUUGUAUUGUAUCAUCGGAUCAUUAUUUAAGAGCUGAAAAUUAUAAAGAAGCUCAAGCUGUUGAAUUCAGAAGAUUACCAAGUUUAGUAGUUUGUCCACCAUCUUUAACGGGUCAUUGGGAACAAGAACUUAAUCAAUAUGCUCCAUUCUUGAAAGUCUUGGUUUAUGCUGGAGGUCCAAGUGUUAGAGUUCCACUUCGUAGUCAAAUUCCUGAAGUUGACAUUGUGGUUACUUCUUAUGAUGUCUGUCGUAAUGAUGUUGAGUUUGUGUCUGGAUAUGAUUAUAAUUAUUGUGUUUUAGAUGAAGGUCAUAUUAUAAAGAAUGCUGCUUCAAAACUUACAAAAUCAGUUAAAAGAAUUAGAGCUGAACAUCGAUUAAUAUUAUCGGGUACUCCAAUUCAAAAUAAUGUGUUGGAAUUAUGGUCAUUAUUUGAUUUCUUAAUGCCUGGUUUCUUAGGUACUGAGAAGAUUUUCCAUGAAAAAUUUGCUAAACCAAUUGCAGCUAGUAGAAAUAGUAAGACAUCAUCAAAGGAACAAGAAGCGGGGGCAUUAGCUUUGGAAGCAUUACAUAAACAAGUGUUACCAUUCAUGUUACGUCGUUUGAAAGAAGAUGUGUUAUCUGAUUUACCACCUAAGAUUAUUCAAGAUUAUUAUUGUGAAUUAAGUGAACUUCAAAGAAAACUUUAUAAGGAUUUUGCCAAGAGUCAGAAAUCAUCAGUUGAAGAAGAUAUUUCAAAAGAUGGUAAUGAAAAGGAAGCUAAAACUCAUGUUUUCCAAGCUUUACAAUAUAUGAGAAAAUUAUGUAAUCAUCCUGCUUUAGUGGUUUCGCCUAAUCAUCCAAAGAUUGCUGAAGUUAUGCAAUAUUUACAAACUCAAAAAUCUGAUAUUAGAGAUAUUGAACAUUCACCUAAAUUAUUAUCAUUGAAGACUUUAUUAUUAGAAUGUGGUAUUGGUGUUCAAGAUAGUAGUGAUUAUUCAUCUGGUGUAAAAUAUAGAUCUAAAAAACAACAGCAACAACAAUUAAUCUCAUCAGAAGGAGUUAUUUCGGCUCAUCGUGCAUUAAUCUUUUGUCAAUUAAAGGAUAUGUUGGAUAUUGUUGAGAAUGAUUUGUUAAAGAAAUAUUUACCAUCCGUAACUUAUAUGAGGUUAGACGGUAGUACAGAUCCAAGAGAUAGACAAUCUAUUGUUCGUAAGUUCAAUGAAGAUCCAUCGAUUGAUGUAUUAUUAUUAACUACCAAAGUUGGUGGAUUGGGUCUUAAUUUAACUGGGGCUGAUACUGUUAUAUUUGUUGAACAUGAUUGGAAUCCAAUGACUGAUUUACAAGCUAUGGAUAGAGCCCAUAGAUUAGGUCAAAAGAAAGUUGUUAAUGUUUAUCGAUUAAUUACUAAAGAUACCUUGGAAGAAAAAAUCAUGGGAUUACAGAAAUUUAAAAUGAAUAUUGCCAAUACAAUUGUUAAUCAACAAAAUGCUGGUUUAGCUUCGAUGGAUACCAAUCAAUUAUUAGAUUUAUUUGAAGUUGAUGAAACCACGGCAAGAAUCGUAGAAGAAAAAGAAGUUGUUGAAGAAAGAAAAGAAGGUACUGGAGUACCUGAAGAUGUCGGAGCUGGUGGUCUUACGGGUAAAGCUGCUGGAGCAGUUGGAGAUUUGGCAGAAUUAUGGGAUGCCUCUCAAUAUGAAGAUGAAUAUAAUCUUGAUAAUUUCAUUAAGAAUCUUAAAUGA
Messenger RNA from Scheffersomyces coipomensis, 5754 nucleotides. RefSeq names its product DNA-binding ATPase. Lineage: Eukaryota; Fungi; Ascomycota; Pichiomycetes; Serinales; Debaryomycetaceae. Gene Ontology annotation, molecular function: TBP-class protein binding; ATP-dependent chromatin remodeler activity; ATP binding. The record is from RefSeq and is a predicted model, not a curated record. The coding region runs from base 1 to 5754 and encodes 1917 amino acids. The transcript has 2 exons.